UUGAGCUUCCAGCAUGGCGGCGGCAAGGCGAAACAAGCGCGUGGCCGCUUCACAGCCCGGUUUUUUGCGCUUCGACCAGAGACGCGAGCAAAGUGAGCCGAGUGUCAGUAAGAGAAAGCGAGUCAACAAAAACAAGAAAAAGAACUGGAACAAAUACAGCAACGUUCAGGACGUCGAGGACUUUUUGGAAGACGUUAGACUACAGGAGAGAGCGACAGGGGGGCUUGUAUCGGAGAAACCAAAUGACAGUCUGUUUUUUGUCGACACUGGAGACCAGCAGGAGGAAAUCCCAGAGAAGGAUGUACAGAAGAAAAAGAGAGCGUCCUGGCCGUUGAGGGUUGACCUCAUCCUGCAACAUGACUCCCUUGUCCCUCCACCCAAAGACAUUCUUGCUCAUCAGAAGCCCAAUGCCAAAAAGCUGCGUCGUAAGUCUGAAAUGACCAAGAAACUGGGGACCAAGGGCAAACUCAUUCAAAAACAGAAGGUGCUCAAGAAACGGAAAGCAGUAGCUGUAACAAGUUCCAAUGAGCAAAUCUUGCCGAAUAAUGACCCCAAACAACCUUUCUACGACUUAUGGAGUCAACAGGAAAAACAAACCAGUGACCCCUGGUUCCUGGAACAAACAAAGAAGAAGUUGGUAAAGCGUCCAGACAGGCUCAAUGAGAAGCCCUCUGCUUUGCCUGCUGUCGAAGUCAUUGCCCCAGGGGGUUCCUACAACCCUGAUUUCUUUGACCAUCAGGCCUUGCUGCUCCAGGCCCAUACAGUGGAGGAGAAGAGGCAAAAAGAGGAGCAGAAACUGGAGCGACAGUUGGCUGUAAAGCAGGAGGAUAUUGCCACAGAGGAGACAGUGUUCCAGGAGCAGGUUGAGGGCUUACUGGAGGAAGAUGAGAUGGAGGAGCCUACAGAAGAAGGAAUGGCAAAAGAGAACACUUCUGCCUACCAAACUGCAACUCAAAAGAAAACAGAGAGACAGAGGAAGAAAGAAAAAGCUGAGAAACAAAAGGAGAAGCAGAAACGUGUCCAGCGUGAACUAGUGGGCCGGCGGCAACAGCUGUUCCAGCUGCGCUCUAUUCAGGCAGAUUUACGCAAGCGUGAUCUUACAGCCAAGCAGAGACAAGCCCAACGAAGGGCCAAAAAGGAGGCCCAGAAGUUCCAACCCCGGCGUCUUGGGAGAUUAAAAUUCCAGACUCCAGACCUGGAGGUGCAGCUGAGUGAUGAACUUUCUGGUUCCUUGCGCACACUCAAACCAGAGGGCAGUAUCCUCAAAGAUCGAUUCAAAAGUCUACAGAAGAGGAAUCUUAUUGAACCCAGAGAACGAGCCAAAUUCAAGAGGAAAUACAAGCUGAAAUAUGUGGAGAAGAGAGCAUUCAAAGCAAUAACAUAAGAUGGUGCUGGCUGAUUGGACUAUACCCCUAUUAA
Molecule: messenger RNA, 1419 nt
Organism: Scleropages formosus (Asian bonytongue)
Lineage: Eukaryota; Metazoa; Chordata; Actinopteri; Osteoglossiformes; Osteoglossidae
Gene: nop53
Product: NOP53 ribosome biogenesis factor
Exons: 12
Coding region: 14-1384 (456 amino acids)
Biological process (GO): rRNA processing; ribosomal large subunit assembly
Cellular component (GO): nucleolus
Molecular function (GO): 5S rRNA binding
Source: RefSeq, a predicted model, not a curated record